This is a messenger RNA of Morchella importuna, 942 nucleotides long. RefSeq lists its product as uncharacterized. NCBI's taxonomy places the organism in Eukaryota, Fungi, Ascomycota, Pezizomycetes, Pezizales, Morchellaceae. The coding region runs from base 1 to 942 and encodes 313 amino acids. Gene Ontology annotation, molecular function: hydrolase activity. The record is from RefSeq and is a predicted model, not a curated record. The transcript has 9 exons.
AUGUCCGGAAUUGCAACUCAAGACUCUGUCCCUCAAGAUCUAUCUGGAGAGUUGACUCCACCAUAUAGCAAACACGGUUCCUCUGCCUCACGGAUUGGAGACCACUGUGCCAAUGAUCCUCCACUUGAUCCAUCUGUGAAAUCCUCGGGAGAAAUCGUGAAGCUUGCUGAGACAGAUAUUUAUAUCUCAAAGCCUUCUGAUCUCGAAAGUCAAGGAACAUGCCUUCUUCUACUCCUUACCAACGGUGUAGGAGUAAACUCAGUUGCCAAUCAGCUUCAAGCAGACCAUUUUGCAAGAGAAGGAUACUUCGUAACCAUGCCAGAUUUGUACCCUAUAUUUAAGCUACGUUCAAUUUCAAGCAUUGCUGAACGCUUAGGUGAUCCCGCACCAAACGCCAGCACCGUAACCUCACACGUCGAGUCUCAAGAACUCCUUGAACAAAUCAAAUUCAAAGCUGCAGAAGGGAUAAAGGGCUUUAUGAUUGAUAUGUGGCUUGCUCGGCAUACCCCAGAGAAGACAAUGCCAAUCAUCGAAAAAGUCCUAGCUGCUAUCAAAGAGGAAUAUGGAGACAAAAACUAUACUGUUUCUUUAGGGACAUAUGUCGUAGGAUACUGUUUUGGUGGCAAAUACGCUUUGAGAUUAGCGGCAACAGACUUGAUCAUUGCGGGGGCUGUUGCGCAUGGAACUUUGGUGAGUAAAGAAGAUAUCAUAAACAUCAGGAAGCCGGUCUCAUUUGCAUGCGUUGGAACACAGAAAAUGACAAUUUCUUUCCGGAUGAUCUCCGCGAGGAAGGGCAAAAAUUCCUCCAAGAAAACAACAUCGAACAUGAAAUGCGUGUAUAUGAGGGUGUUCCACAUGGGUUUGGAGUUUACGGGAGCUACUCCGAGGAACAUAUUAAAGCUGCUCAGAAACAAGUGUUUCGACAGUUUCUUGAUUUCAUGA